Messenger RNA from Exaiptasia diaphana, 927 nucleotides. RefSeq names its product protein ANTAGONIST OF LIKE HETEROCHROMATIN PROTEIN 1-like. Lineage: Eukaryota; Metazoa; Cnidaria; Anthozoa; Actiniaria; Aiptasiidae. The transcript has 2 exons. The record is from RefSeq and is a predicted model, not a curated record. The coding region runs from base 28 to 927 and encodes 299 amino acids.
CUACAACUGAAACUAUUGACGCAUUGCAUGGCAUGGCUAGCCGACUAUGCGCUGGUAGCAAACACAGCGAUUAUUAGAAGAACUCGACGUCGUCGUAGAAGAAUGAGAAUGGCACCCUAUGCUUGGCGGAUAAAUYGUCCRCAAGAAUCAUGUUUCGAUGUGUACUACAACGAUUUAACGGUCCCAGAUCAAAGCUUCAAAGAACUGUUAAGGGUAAACCGUGCUACUUUUGAUGUAAUUUUGAAUAUUCUCGGCCCCAGAUUAGAUAGACAAAACUCGAUAUUUAGAGAAUGCUUACACCCAAGUAAAGUACUUGCUAUAGGAUUAUAUCGGUUGGCACAUGGGAACUCAUAUGUAAGUAUUGCUCCUUCAUUUUGUGUCGGACGAACAACAGUUAUUGAAGCAGUGCAAGAUGUAGUUAAUGCUCUAUAUGACAUAAGGAAAGAUUACAUAAAACUUCCCGAAACUCUUGCCGAAGUUCAAGCGUCAAUUGCAACAUUUUCCGAUCUCAGUUGUCUACCGAACAUUGUUGGAGCGAUUGAUGGUUCCCAUAUACGAAUUAGAGCUCCAGUGGAAAAUGCAGCUGACUAUUUUAGCCGCUAUCAACAGCAUGACUUUAUCAUUCAAGGCAUUGUAAACWGCAAAAGAUUGUUCAUAGAUUUUGCGUGCGGUUUUCCAGGUAGCAUGCACGAUUCCCGUGUAUGUAGAUGUAGUGAAAUUUAUAGAAAUGCAGAGCAGCGAAACAUUCUUACUGAACCUGUUGUGGAUAUAAAUGGGCAUGAAAUUGGACCGUAUUUAGUGGCAGACAGUGCAUACACCCUAAGUCCCUGGCUUAUUAAGAGCGAAUGUCAGCAAGCGUCAAGCAAAUUCGAAAAUUGGUGGCCACAGUUGAAAAAUCGAUUUYGCUCAAACUUUUAUAUGUGGUAG